AUGACACGAGGAAGUUCUGCUGGCUAUGAUCGUCAUAUUACCAUUUUUUCGCCUGAAGGACGUAUUUAUCAAGUUGAAUAUGCUUUCAAGGCUGCAAAUUCUGUUAAUUUGACUGCUGUUGGUGUUUGUGUUGAAGAUGCUGCCGUAAUUGUUGUUCAACGUCGAAUUCCAGACAAGCUGAUUAAUCCAAAUUCGGUUAAGAACGUUUAUAAGCUUUCUCCAACUGUUGGCUGUACUGUUUUGGGGAUAGCUCCGGAUUGCAAAUUCCAAGUAAACCGUGCAAGAGCUGAAGCUGCUCAAUGGAAAUAUCACAAUGGUUAUGAUAUGCCAGUCUCAAUUUUAGCUCGUAAGAUGGCGGAUAUUAAUCAAUACUACACUCAAGUCGCGGAAAUGCGUUCGCUUGGAACGAUGAUGAUGAUGUUAUCAUAUGAUGACGAGAGUGGUCCUCAAGUAUUUAUGAUUGAUCCAGCUGGAUAUUAUUGUUCGGUUCGCGGCUUCGGAAUUGGCACAAAACAGCAACAAGUGAAUAGCUUUAUGGAGAAAAAAUUUAAGAAAAAGACCCAAUUUACAUCUAACGAAGCAAUUGAUUUGGCUCUGGAAGCCUUACAACACGCUUUGGGGAUGGAUAUAAGGGCUGGGGAAGUUGAGGUAAUUUAUGUAGACAGAAACAAUCAGAAAAUAAAACAAAUGACGAAUGAAGAGAUUGAAGAACAUUUGACUGCUAUUGAAGAACGUGAUUAA
Meloidogyne enterolobii is the source of this 741-nucleotide messenger RNA. The record is from the annotation of a GenBank genome assembly. NCBI's taxonomy places the organism in Eukaryota, Metazoa, Nematoda, Chromadorea, Rhabditida, Meloidogynidae.